UUCAAUUGGUAUCACUUGCAACUGUGACAAUCAACCAACAAUGUUCAAACUUUUUAUUUUCGCUUGCUUCCUCGCCCUCGCCGCGGCUUCGCCCAAGCCCGGUGUGCUGGUUGGAGGAUAUGCGGCGCCCAUAGCCGCUGCCUAUACUGCACCGGUAGCCGCUGCCUACACCGCACCCGUUGCCGCCGCCUACACCGCUCCCGUCGCCUACUCUGCCUACAGCGCGCCUCUCGCUGCCUACUCUGCCUACGGCUACGCUGCCCCUUACUCUUACUUCCUCCGUCGUUAAUUCUUAUUUUAUCGGAAAAUUAUGAAAAAUAAAUUAGGGUAAAUCCACAUAAAAA
Messenger RNA from Manduca sexta (tobacco hornworm), 344 nucleotides. RefSeq names its product pupal cuticle protein C1B. The record is from RefSeq and is a predicted model, not a curated record. The transcript has 2 exons. Lineage: Eukaryota; Metazoa; Arthropoda; Insecta; Lepidoptera; Sphingidae. Bases 41 to 289 code for a protein of 82 amino acids.